GAACAAGCAUCCCAUGCUCCGUUGGACGCCGUCCACCGUUGUCAGCCCUGCAUGGUUGUUCUCGGGUUCGAAUCCUACGGCUUUUUCUACUCCCGAAAUCCGGACCAGUCCUGAUGCAACUUAGUUACAUGCUCAAGGUAUAACUUUGGACAUUUGUAGUAUAAGGAAGUAAGAGAGCUAAUGGAAGAAUAUAGCUCAAGCAGUGUGAAGAAGGCAAAACUGCAAUCUAUGCUCACUGCCCUGCUAGAAGAUCCCAUACUCACUGAUGUCCCGAAGAAGCCAACAUUGGCUGAUGUGGACACUCUCAUCAACCUUGAGCUGGGUAGUGCCAUGCGCAUUUCUGUUCUCAAACUAGAUGGAACAUCGUUUGAUGUGACAGUGAUGAACUCAGCGACAGUCAAGGAUUUGAAACUUGCGAUUAAGAAGAAAGUGAAUGACAUGGAACAAUCCAAGAUGGGUCACCGCCAUAUAUCUUGGAAGCACGUCUGGGCUAAUUAUUGUCUGUCAUACCAUAAUGAAAAGCUCCUUGACGAUGGGUUUGUGCUUCAGAAUUUUGGUAUUCGAAAUAAUUCUCAGGUACAUUUUGUACCCUAUGUCAUGACAAAAGAAUCUCAGAGACACUCGAAGAGGCGAAAACAUCGAUUCUUUCAUGGCCUUAAUAAGCUUUCUUGAUCAAGCGUAUGUUCAUAUCUGGAUUCAGGGGUGUAAGAUUUAGGAAUGUGGGGUUUGUACAGCCUUUGGCUUUUUAUUCUCAUGAACCAGAUUUCGGGGUUUGUUUCCCAGAUGUUUAUAUCCGGUUCUAUUGUACUAACACUUGCAAGGUGAAGAUUAUUUGGCUUCACAGCUUCAAUGUUCACUGCUGUUCAACUUA
Prosopis cineraria is the source of this 871-nucleotide messenger RNA. RefSeq names its product U11/U12 small nuclear ribonucleoprotein 25 kDa protein-like. Lineage: Eukaryota; Viridiplantae; Streptophyta; Magnoliopsida; Fabales; Fabaceae. Bases 181 to 672 code for a protein of 163 amino acids. Gene Ontology annotation, molecular function: protein binding. Gene Ontology annotation, cellular component: U12-type spliceosomal complex. The record is from RefSeq and is a predicted model, not a curated record. The transcript has 6 exons. Gene Ontology annotation, biological process: mRNA splicing, via spliceosome.